Molecule: messenger RNA, 270 nt
Organism: Serpula lacrymans var. lacrymans S7.9
Lineage: Eukaryota; Fungi; Basidiomycota; Agaricomycetes; Boletales; Serpulaceae
Exons: 2
Coding region: 1-270 (89 amino acids)
Source: RefSeq, a predicted model, not a curated record
AUGGUCGGAAGCAACAUUGAAUCACAGUACCUUAACUGUCCCUCCGACUUGUGGAUCAUAGAUUCUGUCUCAAAGUCUGAGUCUAGUUUUUCUCUUCAUAGUACCGCUCGCAAAGCUCCACGCAUCUCGUGCACAAAAUAUCUCGAACGCCAAGUGAUACUUGCUUGGAAACGUAUCACUCGUUCUGCCCACAAACGUGAUCGGGCCUCCUUCCUCCCGAAAGACUUUGUCCUCGUCACUUCACACCGUCGUAGCGUGCUCUUCAUAUGA